GGACACCCUGCGCCUCUAUCCUUAACGGAAGAUGCAGAGGGUGAAACCCUCGACUUGAGCGAAGAUGAACCACCCCCGAGGCGACGGAACCGCGCGCCGACGGAAGACACACCAGAGGAGUGGAGGCGCCACCGUCUCGCCAUAAAGGAGGCUUUUCCUCAGGGGUGGUCUCCUCCACGUAAAUUAUCUCGCGAAGCCAUGGACGGUCUGCGUGCCAUGCAUAUCUACGACAAGCGCACGUUUUCGACGCCGGUGCUUGCAGAGAAGUUCAAGAUUAGCCCCGAGGCUGUCCGUCGCAUCUUGCGGAGCAAGUGGGAGCCAUCGAGAGAGCAACGAACUAGAUUUGCAGAACGGGAGCGACGU
Suillus clintonianus is the source of this 363-nucleotide messenger RNA. RefSeq lists its product as uncharacterized. The record is from RefSeq and is a predicted model, not a curated record. NCBI's taxonomy places the organism in Eukaryota, Fungi, Basidiomycota, Agaricomycetes, Boletales, Suillaceae. The transcript has a single exon. Gene Ontology annotation, cellular component: nucleus. The annotation marks the transcript as partial.